Messenger RNA from Sycon ciliatum, 2730 nucleotides. Its product is annotated as phosphatidylinositol phosphatase PTPRQ-like. Gene Ontology annotation, biological process: axon guidance; ephrin receptor signaling pathway; protein phosphorylation. The record is from RefSeq and is a predicted model, not a curated record. The transcript is spliced from 10 exons. Gene Ontology annotation, molecular function: protein binding; transmembrane-ephrin receptor activity. Gene Ontology annotation, cellular component: dendrite; plasma membrane. Lineage: Eukaryota; Metazoa; Porifera; Calcarea; Leucosolenida; Sycettidae. The coding region runs from base 217 to 2019 and encodes 600 amino acids.
UCCACAUAGUCGUUUCCCUAGGGUAGAGGUGAUUUUAGAAUAAGGCUUAGAUGCCUAGUAAACGUGCCUGUAAGUCCAUCAUAGUCUCAGGAUCUGUCGUUGAUACUCCUCUUCCUGAAAACAGAGCUGCUCAAGGACGCCGGAAUCUUACUGGCUCCUCGACAUCAACCUGGACAGCGGCUAGAGAGAUCAGGUCUGAGUGGACGCCAAGACACAAUGGUGGUGCAUUGUGAGGUGUUGUUCGUGGCUGUCUGCAUUCUCUUGCUGGGUCCCAGAGCGGGCCACUCACAGUUCAGCCAGAGUCCAGAUCUGACUGUUAAAUCUUUCUGGCACUGUCGUUGCACUGAUGUCACCUACGAGCUGGUCGGCUAUCAACUCUCCGAUCCGACGUCGACUUGGGACGAGGAGGUGCGUGACCAUGAAAAUGCGUACGGCGACUGUGCCGACAAUGACUUUGGCCUGCCAGAGGUUGGCCUCUAUGACCAUGAGUGCCUGAGAGACUUCCACACCUUCCUGGUCAACCACUACCAGAUAGCGGCCGACACGAGAAUCUGGAUGCGGGGCGCACACUUUGCCAAAGGUACCGAGUGUAGCGUGUUCGACGGAUCACAGGUAAUCAGCAACUAUAACUGUUCAUGGCCCAAUGCAUACGUAUGCCAGGGCGAGGACCCACAGAAGAUGCCUUUCGAUUCAUUUGAUGAAGCCCCAGCAGCACCUGAUGUAGAGAUCACGCCUGCAGACACAGUGGUGUACGUUGCGUUUGUCAACGACACCGCCUGUCACGAGAAUUGCGUGACAGUUACGACGACGAAUCAGACUGGAACUUUCUCAACGGAGGUAUGCAGCUCACAUAGCAUUGUGCCGGUUCCCCAGUUGAAGAAACAGGCAACGUACACAAUCACUGCUUUCACCAAGGCAAUACGUCAGUCGUCUUUCUUGCUCUCCAACCGCACAUCACCCGUCACUGUCACUACACUAUCUGCUGUCACCUCACCACAACCGAGUCCACCCAGUGGUGUGACGAUCGAUGCUGCGUUCGCCAGAGCUCUUCAAAUCUCCUGGAUUGCACCCAGCAGCCCUGCAAUCGUUGCGUAUGAUGUGACAGCAGAAGGGACUUCCCCACUCUUCUCCCAUACUGAUCACAUUGGCAAGAUAGCACCUGGCAGGAGUGUGACGGGGACGAUUCUGGGUGAUCUAGUCCCAUACACCAACUACACGGUCACUGUCUCUGUCAUCACUACUGCAGGUCAAAGCCAGCUCUCCAGCUCGGUGUCCAUGUUCACAUUGGAGGAUGCACCAUCAGCCGGACCAGACAUCGUUGGAGCCCACGCAAACAGCAGCACAUCCGUGAACAUACGCUGGACUCCUGUUCCUCCUGAACUGCGUAACGGUGUGAUCAUAGGCUACUAUGUGCUGGCCGAAGCUCUCAACGUCGACAGCGAACACCUCUAUGAGAUCCGUGACGGUGAUGCGUUGGAAUUCCACAUACCCAAUCUCAUCACGUACCAGGACUACUUAUUCGCUGUGUCUGCAGUAACGAGUGCAGGAGCAAGCCACUGGGGCCAGCACAUCUUCAUGAAUGUAGAUCCCAAUGAUCCUCCAUAUGUACGUCCGACCACCUCAGCCCCCACAUUGCCCUCACCCACCACACCACCACCAACAACCGAGUCACCUAUGCAAUAUAUGACAAGCAUGGCUGACUCAACAGAUGAAGACCAGAAGACGCGUGAGCCUGACAGCACCACAGGCUCCGAUCCAGGUGAAGAGGAGAGCCCCGAAGAGCAGUCAACCUCACUGUCGACAGGAGCUAGCAUUGGAAUCGGUCUGGGACUGGCCGCGGUGGCUAUUGCCUUGAUUCUGCUUGCCUUUGUGCUCUACAUCCGCAGGAAUCAGCCUGGACCAGCAAGGUCUUCAGGGAACGACGACGGAGGGAUGGACACCUUCGCAGCUGCCGGUGUACCUUAUGAUGGCUUGAACGAUAGUGUGGAGAAUCCCGUAUACGGUGCUGAUGAAGCAUAGGGAUGAUCUUGUGAUGUUGCAAUGAAGAAGAUAAAGUGCGCAGUCAUUCUAUGUUACCAUGCAUCUACUGGUACAAACAUUAUCAAGGAACGAUUGGUUGUCUCAAAGAACGAUUUCUUGACGGUCAUCAGUCAUGUUGUUGUGUUGGGUUCUUCAAGAGUACCCUGGUCCCAAACAGACACUAAGACACUUCUACCCUUCUGCCCUAGCCUCCUUGCUCCUAUCCUUUCUGUCUGUCUGAACAACGACCAUGCCCAGUCCAAUGGUCUACAGAAUGUGCCCUUUAAAGUCGUCACACUUCUAGCGUUGUAGAUGUGUACAGUAUAUAGCACCCGGAUUUCCUUGGAACUGCUGCUAUAGACAAUGGCAGUGCAAGAAAUCCUAGCACAGUUUAUGUUUUGCUUCUCGCAUACCUUACUUGCUUUCAAAUACGUUUCACCAUCUGUCCAUUUCCCGCUAUCAAUUAUCAGAGGAACAAUUAGGUACAAUUUUUACUUUACUAUGUUACGAUUCAGCCUAUUUUGGAGAGUUCCUCCGAAGUCCAACUUAUAGUCACACCCAAUACUUCAUAUUUCAUGGUCAUUUACUAGUGCUGAAACGAUUACCGUAUUAUCUCUAAUAUAAGCACAGUCUCCAAUAAUAGCACGUCUCCAAUAAUAGAACACCUUGGGGCGGCAUUUAAAAAAUAAAGUGCUCAGUCUCCAUUAUAAG